Messenger RNA from Rana temporaria (common frog), 3183 nucleotides. RefSeq names its product A-Raf proto-oncogene, serine/threonine kinase (gene ARAF). Gene Ontology annotation, cellular component: cytosol; mitochondrion. Gene Ontology annotation, biological process: signal transduction; protein phosphorylation. The record is from RefSeq and is a predicted model, not a curated record. Bases 128 to 2062 code for a protein of 644 amino acids. Lineage: Eukaryota; Metazoa; Chordata; Amphibia; Anura; Ranidae. The transcript has 17 exons. Gene Ontology annotation, molecular function: protein kinase activity; ATP binding.
AGCUGGGCGCAGGAGGGGGCGGGGACCUUCUGCUUGUGACAUGGCGGCGGCUGCUGAUAGUACCGGAUAGCCAAGAGCGUGGGACCUGAGGAUAGGUGUCCGAAUAGCCAGGGUGCCAAGCGUUCCAAUGAAGCGGUCUCAUACACCCCCAGCGAACCUGACAAAUGGUGCCCUGCGCUUUCUGUCCCAGGAGCUUGGCAAAGGUAGCGCGGUGAUGUUGUCGGCAGCGGUCCUGGAGCUACCCGGCCCUGGGGUGCGGGGGCACAGGCAGCAGGAUGGCCACAGGUUUGGAUCUCAGAGUGAAGCCCCAGUGUCGGAGAGCAAAACUGGCGGCACCGUCAAAGUCUAUCUUCCAAACCAGCAAAGGACAGUGGUUAACGUCAGGCCUGGAAUGACUGUCUACGAUUCCCUGGAUAAGGCUCUGAAAGUGCGCGGUUUGAACCAGCAGUGCUGUGCUGUCUACCGCCUUUUACAUGGGCGAAAAACUUUAACAGACUGGGAGACGGAUAUCACCCCACUGGUAGGAGAGGAGUUGAUGGUGGAGGUUCUCGCCGAUGUCCCUCUAUCUAUGCACAAUUUUGUGAGGAAAACACAUUUCAACCUGGCAUUCUGUGACUUCUGCCUGAAAUUCCUUUUCAACGGUUUCCGCUGUCAGACAUGUGGCUACAAAUUUCACCAGCACUGCAGCAGUAAAGUGCCCACUGCCUGCGUGGACAUGGCCAAACUGCCCAAGCCAGCAGGCAGUUAUACGGAUUUCCAGUUGUACACUGAUCAAUCCCCUGGCAUUAUCCAUGAACUCUACACCCCGCAGCCAUCCACCAGCCCCCGGACACAGCACCCUGGAGCUGCUUCCUUUUCAUUCCCCAGCGAGGGUCAACCCCUGCAACGGCAUCGCUCCACCUCCACCCCCAACGUUCAUAUUGACAGCACCACUGGCCCUGUGGAUAACAGCAUUAUUGAGGAGGCAUUGAGGAGCGUCGCAGUCACUCCUCGGGAUGGGACCCCGAAGACUGGAGUUCCUCUUGGGAGUAAAUCUCCUCCAGCAAAGUCACCUGUUGAGACUCCAAGAGAGAGAAAGACUUCUGCAUCAGAUGAAAAGAAGAAAGUGAAAUCCCUGGGAUACCGAGAUUCCAGCUACUACUGGGAAGUGAACUCCAGUGAGGUGGUGACGCUGAAACGCAUUGGAGCAGGCUCCUUUGGCACAGUUUUUCGUGGCAAGUGGCAUGGCGACGUGGCUAUCAAGAUUCUCAAAGUAACAAAUCCAACAUCCGAGCAGAUCCAGGCCUUUAAGAAUGAGAUGCAGGUUCUGAGGAAGACCCGUCAUGUCAACAUUCUGCUUUUCAUGGGCUUUAUGACAAAGCCUAACUUUGCAAUAAUCACCCAGUGGUGUGACGGGAGCAGUCUGUACCGCCAUCUGCAUGUACUUGAGACUAGAUUUGACAUAUUUCAGCUUAUCGACAUCGCUAGGCAAACAGCACAAGGGAUGGAUUAUCUUCAUGCUAAAAACAUCAUUCAUCGAGACCUGAAAUCCAACAACAUCUUCCUCCACGAGGGACUUACUGUAAAGAUUGGUGACUUUGGGCUGGCCACAGUGAAGACUCGGUGGAGCGGAUCUCAACCGGUGGAGCAGCCCAGUGGUUCCAUCCUAUGGAUGGCACCGGAGGUGAUAAGGAUGCAGGAGACGAGUCCGUACACCUUUCAGUCUGAUGUGUAUGCAUAUGGAGUUGUCCUGUAUGAACUGAUGGCUGGUUUGUUACCGUACUCGAAUAUAAAUAAUAGAGAUCAGAUCAUUUUCAUGGUCGGUCGUGGUUACCUCAGUCCUGACCUCAGCGACGUGCCCAACAACUUUCCCAAAGCCAUGAGACGACUUCUAUCAGAUUGCAUUAAAUUCAAGAGAGAGGAGAGGCCUCUGUUCCCACAGAUCCUUUCCUCUAUUGAGCUGCUCCAGCGUGCGCUCCCCAAGAUUGAGCGCAGCGCAUCUGAACCAUCUCUGCAUCGGGCUGUGAACUCUGAGGACCUCAAUCCCUUUCUGAUUAACACUUUCCGCCUUCUUCCACACUGACGGGAGAGCACUCUGUACACAGUUUAUCACCUUUCUAUUUCCGGAUUGUCGUCUAUGAAUCUGGCCUCUGUAUUCCAACGUUCAACAUUUGGGCUCAUGUGGUUUCUCUUCUUGAUGCAACUUUACACUCCCUGUUGAAUGUUCAACUCUGUCCUUUCUAUGCCCCUGCAAAUUAAAACCACUGUUAUGAAGUUGAUUUGCCUCCUCCCCCUACUCAGGCACGGUCAGCCUGAAGACCUCUUCCCAGUCUUCCAGUUCAUUCAAUUCCUUGCACGAGAUCCUCUGUAGCUGAAUGUAGGGAAAAAACUGAGCUGUUUUAUCCGUUUGUCACGAAGAUGUGAUAACACUGAGGCGCUUUUUUAAUCUCUCAUCAUGUGAAUGCAAGUUUUUGGCCAUUUAAAUUACAACUCCUAGUCUCUAGUGAUACUGUGGUAUGUGUGGAAACUGCGCAUUCCAAAUUAUGUUGGGAGGUUAAACGUGGCGCUUUGCAUGACAUCAGGGGACACAUGUGCCUUCCAGCAAUUGAAGAAAAAGGAGCAACUGCAACCUGAUAUGGUAAAAAAAAAUGUUUUUAAUAGUUGAGAAUGAUACAGCCCCAUUAAUUUUUAUUCUGUAUCAAAACAGAAGUGGUAAUCUGACUUAAGAAUCAAUUUUACUCUUGUAACUGAUUUUAAGAUCUUGAACACAAAAACCAUCAUCGGUCUUGAAGAUAUUUAUUGCCUAGCUGAAGACGUGCCUGAUGUUGUUUUAAAUCUCCAGCAACUUAUUUUUUUCAAUGAAUUGGAGAAUUUUCUUUACAACUGAUCGUGGAAACUUUAGAGCAGGAACAGAAACCUGUGUACCUGUAGCUGUCUAAAACGAAAAGUCUUGGUUUACCCAUACUAAGAUUCACAGUUCUUCAACAGCUAGAAUAUGGAUCUUUCAAAGAUGUUGUAUGCCAUCAGCCUUUACCUGCUGCACUGUCUUCUCAGGUGAGAAUCUUUGUCGGGGACAAAACAGUUAAAUUAAAGUGAUGCUUGAGAAACUGUUGGGUGAGGGAACAUACAAAUCUUAAUUGCAUUUGAAUAUAAGGAUGUAUAAUAUAUAUAGUUUUAAAUAAAAUAUGUUUGGUGUAAAAAAAA